This is a messenger RNA of Fusarium vanettenii 77-13-4, 2010 nucleotides long. RefSeq lists its product as uncharacterized. The coding region runs from base 1 to 2010 and encodes 669 amino acids. Gene Ontology annotation, biological process: regulation of DNA-templated transcription; DNA-templated transcription. The record is from RefSeq and is a predicted model, not a curated record. The transcript is spliced from 5 exons. Gene Ontology annotation, molecular function: zinc ion binding; DNA binding; DNA-binding transcription factor activity, RNA polymerase II-specific. NCBI's taxonomy places the organism in Eukaryota, Fungi, Ascomycota, Sordariomycetes, Hypocreales, Nectriaceae.
AUGGAGUCUCAAGAUACGGCCCCCAAGCAAAGAGUGAUACCAAGAGCUGUUCGAUGCAAUCGUCUUGUACCUUGCUCCAACUGCACCAUCUCUGGGCUGGACUGCCCAAGGGGUGGCAAUACUCGCAGUGCCCGACCGCCUGAGGACGCACAGGUCAGCCUACCAAGUCAGGAUACGCUUUCCUACUUUGCGCGCUUUGAAGCCAAACUCGCAGAUCUUCAGCUCGAAGUCGACGGCCUGAAGGAGCAGCUGCAAAAUCGGGACUCUACAGACAACACGGUGCCUUCACCGCACUGCUCGAACAGUAGCAACCCUGUAGUUCGACAGAAUGAUGUCUUUGGAGAUCACACCCAAGAAGAGGGCGACUCCUCGUUUGGGCGACAGGCUUUGAACGCCAUCCAAGUCGCAGAGUUGACGUCGUCUGAGUCUUCGCACUCACCUGCUGUUGCCCAACAUCUGGCGAGCCUGCGUGAUAUGGCCCGCGAGCAUGAGGCUUCGGGCCUGAAUAGGGAUGACUACAUAUCGGCCCCAGUGCCAGUGACUGAUAAUCUCAAGAUGCGCUUGCCACCAUCAACGUUUGUGUUGGCGAUUCUGAGGGUGCUCCGAGAACGAAAAGGUGUCCAACCCAUUCUUUAUUACUUCCAUGGCGUCUAUGAUCGUCUUCAGAUCGAAAAGCUAUGCCGGCGUAUCUACUUUCCGCUGGAUUCAGUCUCGGCUGCGGAUGUAACUCUCCUCAACGGCAUGCUCAGUGUUGUCUUGCGAGAACUUGACAACAUUGAAGAUUCUGAAAUAACCUCUGAGGAAAUCACACGCUACCAAAGUAUUUGCGAGAGCCAGUUCCAAACGGGACUUGAGGUAUACGAGGUGAUGGCUAUGCCGACGAGAGAAAACGUCAUGAUCCUUGUUAUAGGGAUGGUGCAUGCUCAGAUUAGAGCCAAAUUGCCUCUGCAAUGGAGCCUGACAUCCACCGCAGCCAGACACUGCCUUGCCCUUGGCUACCAUCGCGAACACCGCAUUUCACGACUCCCAUCGGCUGAGGCGUCAUCGGUAAGACGGUUAUUCUGGCACAUCUAUAUCGCUGAUAAGAAUCUCUCCUCUCGCCUCGGACGAACUUCGAUCAUCCAAGACCUGGAUGCCGAUACUGGCCUCAAUGCAGUUUCUGAUGAACCCGAGAGGACACCUUGGGACCAGGCCUUUGUCUCGUUUGUCGAAUUUGCCAGGAUUCAGGGCAAGAUAUAUGAUUCGCUAUAUUCUCCAGCUGCCAAGAAGUCGCAGCCAGAAAGUCGCGUUGUUGUUGCUUUUGAUCUCGAGUCACAGCUCAGUGCGUGGCAUGCUAACUGGACCAAAAUCGACUUCUCCGAAGCCUUCGAUUACGAGUCGUUUGCAGUUACAUUCGGGCCCGCGGAUAUUAUUUACUACUCUUCUCUCACCCUUAUUCACCGUGGUACGGCUUCAUCAGGCUCUGCUCAAGAUAUCUCCCCGGCGUGCUAUGAGGCUGCGCAUCAGGGACUUCAGGCUCACCUCAACUACUAUCCUCGCUUGAGCUGUUCCGCAGACCAUGUCUUGUCUAAUUACGCAUUCUGGUCAGAUCAUCAACCUUCCCAAACAAACUGUCUGACUGACCGUAUGAAUAGGAUAUUUUACUACACUUCCUUUACGCCAUUCGUUGUCACUUUCUUGCACUGCAUCGCCCACUCCGAUCACGACGAUCUACGACUUCUCCAGAAUGUUCUUAAUAGUCUGGAGCAAGUCGGAAGUGCUCUAGAUUAUGCCGAAAAGCAACUGUUUCUCUGCAAAGCUCUCUUUCGAAUCGCCGAGGCUUUCUUGAGCAGCCACACAACUGCGCAAAAUGACCAGGCUGUUGCCGGGAGCACUGCUACUUUUUGCAUACCAUUGCAGAACCCAUUCUCUGACGAAUGGGCAGGACUGGACAGGUUCUUGGAGGGGACUGAGGAUUGGGAUAUGACGACAAUUGACCCGGCCUCUUUUCUUCUGGAUGAUGCCAUGUAA